Dermacentor silvarum is the source of this 1176-nucleotide messenger RNA. RefSeq lists its product as uncharacterized. The transcript has a single exon. The coding region runs from base 1 to 1176 and encodes 391 amino acids. The record is from RefSeq and is a predicted model, not a curated record. Lineage: Eukaryota; Metazoa; Arthropoda; Arachnida; Ixodida; Ixodidae.
AUGGUGACCACCGCUUCCGCUAGUAUUCCGUUUCCGAUAGAACCACCUAGUAACCGCCCGCUUCCUUAUGCCUGCCCUGCCCCUACAUUCCCGAGCAUCAGCUGCGGCUCGUCAUCCUCGAAAAUCACGGCUGAGAACCAACGGUUCAGCAACAGAGGCAGCGAGUCGGGCCCUCAGCCGCCACCAUAUCAGUCACAGGCCUCGGGUUCGAACUCCAUGUUAGCGUCCUCCGCCAUCCAUUGCGAACCCGGCAGCAAGGUCUCCAAGACAGUAGAUGAAGCUGCAUCAGCAGCAGCGUCGGCAACAGCGGCAUGCGGCGACGACGCGGCCAAUGUAAAGUACUGCGACCCUUUGGACACCGGCCCAGCCACCGUGGCUCCGCGGUUGCUGAGGGCCGAAGAGCAGUGCAACAAGAGCUCCCCUCCGGCGCACGCCACCCCUGCUGCGGGAAGGGCGCCGUCAGCCGACGAGAUGGUCCACAGCCCUGUCCUACUCCUCUCUGAGCUGCAGCAGCAGCCGCGUGCAGGCCACCUCCACCCGGUGCCAUCCUCGUCCUCGUCUUCCGGAGUGUCGGUUGUGACAGGUCGCAGAGGAGGCAUCACAGGACAGCCUUCACUGCGGCAUGCCUGUUGCCCGGGGCCACCACCGCACCAAGGGAGUGGUGGCAGCACUUCGGCAUUGUCUGGUGUUCAGCAGCGUCCAGCACCGGUACCUCGUGGUUCCAGCAGCCGUGGUGGUGGUGUCAGUGGGUUCCGGUCUACGUUCUCGGACAAUGUGUCGUCGUCCUCGCUUGCGGACAACAGUCCCGGCAGACCUGACGAGAUGCGAGGCCGGCAUGGUCCGCUACAGUCAGUUGCUACUGGUUCCAGCCACGUGGCAACCACGACAACUCCGCUUCGGAGUGGCUCCGACUGUGCACUCCAGUCAUUCAGGGCAUCACCAUCCAUUUACAACCUAUCCAGCUGUUCCUGUGAUGCUCCUAGAAGGUCUGAGAAGAGGCGGGGAGGACUGGUCGCGGUCGCACCGCCCAUAGUGGUCAGCGGAACAUCCUUGGAGGGAAUCUCCUCAACUUCGGCGGAAAUUUCCAAUGAUGAGCGACAGGAUAAUCGUCGGCAAGACCUGCGACCAGCUCGCAAAAGCCAGUGCCGCCCACCAGAGAAGCUGGUUGCAGGCUGA